AUGGUUGAUUUGGAGAGCGAAGUGCCCCCUCUGCCUCCCAGGUACAGAUUUCGGGAUUUGCUGCUAGGGGACCAAGGCUGGCAAAAUGAUGACAGGGUUCAAGUUGAAUUCUACAUGAAUGAAAACACAUUUAAAGAGAGAUUAAAACUGUUUUUCAUAAAAAACCAACGAUCGAGUCUAAGAAUCCGCUUGUUCAACUUUUCCCUCAAAUUGCUAAGCUGCUUAUUAUACAUUAUCCGUGUGCUGCUUGAGAAACCUUCACAGGGAAAUGAAUGGUCUCACAUAUUUUGGGUUAACAGAAGUCUACCUUUAUGGGGCUUACAGGUCUCUGUGGCAUUGAUCAGUCUAUUUGAAACAAUACUCCUUGGUUAUCUCAGUUAUAAGGGAAAUAUCUGGGAACAGAUUUUACGAAUCCCAUUCAUCUUGGAAAUAAUCAAUGCGGUCCCCUUCAUUAUCUCAAUAUUCUGGCCUACCUUAAGGAAUCUAUUUGUCCCAGUUUUUCUAAACUGUUGGCUUGCCAAACAUGCCUUGGAAAAUAUGAUUAAUGAUCUUCAUAGAGCCAUUCAGCGAACACAGUCUGCAAUGUUCAAUCAAGUUUUGAUUUUGAUAUCUACACUACUAUGCCUUAUCUUCACUUGCAUUUGUGGAAUUCAGCAUCUGGAACGAAUUGGCAAGAAACUCAAUCUCUUUGAUUCCCUUUAUUUCUGCAUUGUGACAUUUUCUACUGUGGGCUUUGGGGAUGUCACUCCUGAAACAUGGUCCUCCAAGCUUUUCGUCGUCGCUAUGAUCUGCGUUGCUCUUGUGGUACUCCCCAUACAGUUUGAACAAUUGGCCUAUUUGUGGAUGGAGAGACAAAAGUCAGGUGGAAACUAUAGUCGUCACAGAGCUCAGACUGAGAAGCAUGUUGUCCUGUGUGUUAGCUCACUGAAGAUCGACUUACUUAUGGACUUUCUAAAUGAAUUCUAUGCACACCCAAGACUGCAGGACUAUUAUGUGGUGAUUUUGUGUCCUACGGAGAUGGAUGUGCAAGUUCGCAGGGUGCUACAGAUUCCAAUGUGGUCCCAGAGAGUGAUCUACCUUCAAGGCUCAGCCCUUAAAGAUCAGGAUCUCCUGAGAGCAAAGAUGGACAAUGCAGAGGCCUGUUUCAUCCUGAGCAGCCGCUGUGAAGUGGACAGGACAUCAUCUGAUCACCAAACAAUUUUGAGAGCAUGGGCUGUGAAAGAUUUUGCUCCAAAUUGUCCUUUGUAUGUCCAGAUACUAAAACCUGAAAAUAAAUUUCACAUCAAAUUUGCAGAUCAUGUUGUUUGUGAAGAAGAGUUUAAAUACGCCAUGUUAGCUUUAAACUGUAUAUGCCCAGCAACAUCUACACUUAUUACACUACUGGUUCAUACCUCUAGAGGGCAAGAAGGGCAGCAGUCACCAGAACAGUGGCAGAAGAUGUACGGGAGGUGCUCUGGAAAUGAAGUCUAUCACAUCGUUUUGGAAGAAAGUACAUUUUUUGCUGAAUAUGAAGGGAAGAGUUUUACCUAUGCCUCUUUCCAUGCACACAAAAAGUUUGGUGUCUGCUUGAUUGGUGUUAGGAGGGAGGAUAAUAAAAACAUUUUGCUGAAUCCAGGUCCUCGAUAUAUUAUGAAUGCUUCAGACAUAUGUUUUUAUAUUAAUAUUACCAAAGAAGAAAAUUCAGCAUUUAAGAACCAAGACCAGCAGAGAAAAAGCAAUGUGUCAAGGUCAUUUUAUCAUGGGCCUUCCAGAUUACCUGUCCACAGCAUCAUUGCCAGCAUGGGUACUGUGGCUAUAGACUUGCAAGACACAAGUUGUAGGGCAGCAAGUGGCCCUACCCUGGCUCUUCCUUCAGAAGGAAGCAAAGAAUUAAGAAGACCAAGUAUUGCUCCUGUUUUAGAGGUUGCAGAUUCAUCAUCAAUUCAAACAUGUGAUCUUCUAAGUGAUCAAUCAGAAGAUGAAACUACACCAGAUGAAGAAACUUCUUCAAAUUUAGAGUAUGCCAAGGGCUACCCACCUUAUUCACCUUACAUAGGAAGUUCACCUACUUUUUGUCACCUACUUCAAGAAAAAGUGCCCUUCUGCUGCUUAAGAUUAGACAAGAGUUGCCAACAUAACUACUAUGAGGACGCAAAAGCCUAUGGAUUCAAAAAUAAACUAAUUAUAGUUGCAGCUGAAACAGCUGGAAAUGGAUUAUAUAAUUUUAUUGUACCUCUCAGGGCAUAUUAUAGACCAAAGAAAGAAUUAAAUCCCAUAGUUCUGCUAUUGGAUAACCCGCCAGAUAUGCAUUUUCUGGAUGCAAUCUGUUGGUUUCCAAUGGUUUACUACAUGGUGGGCUCUAUUGACAACCUAGAUGACUUGCUCAGGUGUGGCGUGACCUUUGCAGCCAACAUGGUGGUGGUGGACAAAGAAAGCACCAUGAGUGCAGAGGAGGAUUACAUGGCAGAUGCUAAAACGAUUGUGAAUGUGCAAACACUUUUCAGGUUGUUUUCCAGUCUCAGUAUUAUCACUGAGCUUACUCACCCAGCAAAUAUGAGAUUCAUGCAAUUCAGAGCCAAGGACUGUUACUCUCUUGCACUUUCAAAACUGGAAAAGAAAGAGCGAGAACGAGGUUCUAACCUGGCCUUUAUGUUUCGACUGCCUUUCGCUGCAGGCCGAGUGUUCAGCAUCAGCAUGUUGGACACACUUCUGUAUCAGUCAUUUGUGAAAGAUUAUAUGAUUUCUAUCACCAGACUUCUAUUGGGACUGGACACCAUACCAGGAUCGGGGUUUCUUUGUUCUAUGAAAAUCACUGAAGAGGACUUGUGGAUCAGGACAUAUGCCAGACUCUACCAGAAGUUGUGUUCUUCUACUGGAGAUGUUCCUAUUGGGAUCUACAGGACAGAAUCUCAGAAACUAACGACAUCCGAGUCUCAAAUAUCCAUCAGUGUAGAAGAGUGGGAAGACACCAAAGAUGCCAAAGAGCCAGGGCACCACCGCAGCAUUCACCGCAACUCCACCUCCAGCGACCAGUCAGACCACCCCUUGCUGCGGAGAAAGAGCAUGCAGUGGGCCCGAAGGCUGAGCAGAAAAGGCCCAAAGCACUCUGGGAAAACUGCAGAAAAAAUAACCCAGCAGCGACUGAACCUCUACAGGAGGUCUGAAAGACAGGAGCUUGCUGAACUUGUGAAAAAUAGAAUGAAACACCUGGGCCUUUCUACUGUGGGCUACGAUGAAAUGAAUGAUCAUCAAAGCACCCUGUCCUACAUCCUGAUUAAUCCAUCUCCAGACACCAGGCUUGAGCUGAAUGAUGUUGUAUACUUGAUCCGACCAGAUCCACUGUCCUACCUUCCAAACAGUGAACCCAGUAGGAAAAACAGCAUCUGCAAUGCCGCUGUUCAAGAUUCUCGGGAGGAAACUCAACUCUGA
Molecule: messenger RNA, 3408 nt
Organism: Cricetulus griseus (Chinese hamster)
Lineage: Eukaryota; Metazoa; Chordata; Mammalia; Rodentia; Cricetidae
Source: RefSeq, a predicted model, not a curated record